AUGACGCAACUCGAUCUAGAACGCCAUUCUGUGAUGUUCCCGGUUUUAGUGCCAACGUCAAACGAUAUGGAUAGGACCCCGCGACAAUCACCGUUAGCAGCUGCAGCACCACUACCGGCCCGUACUGACUCCAAAUUCUCACUUGUCAGCACUGCGUCAUCUUCCACAGCGACUGGUUCGCCAUUCACCACUAAGACCAAAGAAUACAUGGACUCUUUACAACCUCCUUCACCAAGACAAUUCGAACGAAUUGCGUUCGUUCAGCAACAGCGCGAAGAAGAAACGAAGCGUAGAGAUCGCGAGCGCAGGCGUUGGUCUCGGGAAGUACAGCGUCAGCGCAAUAGAGCUGUCAGCAUGUCUACGGACGCCCAGGAGCAGGCGCAAGCUGCGCGCACUAUUCAAAAGACGUUUAGAGGAUAUCGCACAAGGAGAGAAUUGGAGGGAUUUGGCUUGGAUGCAGGCACACGAUGGGUUACUGCGAUACGAGAAGCCCAGUUCCGACAUGCAACACUACCGCGACCGAAAACAGCAUCCAACGACGGUACUUCUAACAACCAAGAAGCGGACGCUUCUCUAAAGCAUAACUCACCCAACGCUCGAGAGAAGUGGAAGAAGGCGAGCGCAAUCGCCCGACGAGCUGGUCAUGAUGAUCUCUUGUCCGAGUCAGAAUCCUCAGAAUCCUCUUCAGACGAAGAUGCAUCGCCCGAAGACCGAGCUGCUGCAAGAGCGCGGCGCGAGAAAGCUACUGCUGCUCGCAGACAUGAGGCGCGCAUGAUGGGUAUAAGAUACUUCCUUGAAAUGGUCGACCAGAAACACCGUUACGGAAGCAACUUGUGCCGAUACCACGAAGUAUGGAAAAAGACAGAUACACACGAGAACUACUUCUACUGGCUUGACUACGGCGAAGGUCGUAACGUUGAAGUAGACGGCUGUCCGCGUGAUAGACUUGAGCGAGAACAAGUUCGGUAUUUGUCUCGUGAGGAGCGCCAGUACUACCUUGUUGAAGUAGACAAUGAAGGAAGACUAUGCUGGGCGAAGAACGGCCAACGCAUUGAUACUACAAUACAGUUCAGGGACAGCAUGCUCGGCAUAGUGCCUGUAGACGACCCCACGCCAGUGUUUAACGCGGCAGCUCGACUCGAGGACUCUCAUCCUCUGGAAUCUACUGAUAGCUCCAGUUCCGAUUCAUCAACGGAGUCGCAACGAGAGGCAGACAGGGCAGCCAAAUACGCAACACCUGGGCUCGACAACAGCCAAGGGAUGCACAAGGUUUCACAGAUUUCGGCUUCCACCGUCUUCAAUAAGUUGAUGCGAAAAUCUGUCAGAAAGAACACAUGGAUAUUCGUUGCAGACACAAAUUUUCGAAUGUACGUGGGCAUAAAGGACUCGGGCGCUUUUCAGCAUUCUUCUUUCCUCCAGGGCAGUCGAAUAUCCUCAGCCGGCCUCAUCAAGAUCAAGAAUGGCCGGCUUUCGUCCAUCUCUCCCCUCAGUGGGCAUUACCGCCCUCCAGCUUCAAAUUUCCGUGCGUUUGUCCAUAGCUUGAAGCAAUCGGAAGUGGAUAUGAGCCACGUCUCCAUCUCCAAGUCAUAUGUGGUGCUCAUUGGCUUAGAGACAUACAUCAAGACAAAACGCAAGGGUAAGGACUUUGCGCAGCGCGUGGGACACAGGAAGGACAAGAUCGUGGCUCCUGAGGAGGCGGCACGCAGAGAAGAGGAAGAGAAGGAUAAGAGUCAAAGUGCGGCAAGAGAGCGAGAGGUCCUGCAACGGGAGGAGGCGGAGAAGCAGGAGGGAAGACCAGUGAAGAAGGUCUUGAAGAAGCUUGGUAUCAAGCCUACCAAGGAGGAAAAGCAGGCUGCAAAGAGAGAGGAGAAGGACGAUGUCGAGAAUAUGUACGUAUAA
Fusarium sp. VM40 is the source of this 1899-nucleotide messenger RNA. The record is from the annotation of a GenBank genome assembly. NCBI's taxonomy places the organism in Eukaryota, Fungi, Ascomycota, Sordariomycetes, Hypocreales, Nectriaceae.